This is a messenger RNA of Sparassis crispa, 243 nucleotides long. RefSeq lists its product as hypothetical. The transcript has a single exon. Gene Ontology annotation, molecular function: protein dimerization activity. Lineage: Eukaryota; Fungi; Basidiomycota; Agaricomycetes; Polyporales; Sparassidaceae. The record is from RefSeq and is a predicted model, not a curated record. The coding region runs from base 1 to 243 and encodes 80 amino acids.
AUGCACACAAAAACAUUCCCCAUCCUUUCUCGCAUCGCGCGAGAUAUUCUGGCUAUCCCUGGUGUCAGCAUUGCAGUGGAGCGCCUCUUCUCAUCUAGCAAGCACACACUCUCCGAUGUGCGCUCCUCUUUGGUGGCCCUAUCAGGCUCAAAGACCAUGGUUUCAAAGGAGCGAUUGAAGCGAGGACUGGGUGCGAAUCUUCCGUAUCUCAACGGUAUCUCUAUACACCACGAAAAUGAUUAG